This is a messenger RNA of Arabidopsis thaliana (thale cress), 1814 nucleotides long. RefSeq lists its product as hypothetical. Lineage: Eukaryota; Viridiplantae; Streptophyta; Magnoliopsida; Brassicales; Brassicaceae. The transcript has a single exon. Gene Ontology annotation, biological process: root development; shoot system development. Bases 409 to 1257 code for a protein of 282 amino acids. The record is from RefSeq and is marked reviewed.
CUUUCGUGUAUAUAGUAUUUAUUUUUUUUGUUUUACAACAACUUUGUAGUGUUGUGACAUCUUUUUUCUCUUCACGACCGUCUUGGGAACCAAUGGUGAAUAAGUUAAUAGGAAGAAAAAAAAAAUUGACAAUUGGAUGAAACAAGAAAGAGUUGAAAUCUGAAAAUGGUCUGCGACAAAUGUUUCCAUGUCUCCUUACUCUGACAAGCCCACUCUCUCCGGCUAACUAAAUGGGAAUCACAAAGGCAACAUCUAGUAAUGGCUCUAUCUAUCUUUGGUCCUCUAAAAUUGGUUUCACGUUCAAAAACAGAGCAUAAAACAGAGCAUUCAAAGCUUCCUUCACCACCUCCAUGUGCAUCGUGGCUUGACUAAACAAUCACUGUUUAUUUUUAACAAAUAUAAUAUCCCAUGUUUCCUGCACAUGCCUUGGCUUCAUCAUAUAUAUACCAAACCUCUCUUCUUUCUUUUUCUUCAGCAGAAUUAAGAAACAUGGCAUUUCCAGAAACCAAACUCCAAAUGCCAGUUAGAUCUAUAAGUCUUCCAUCAAGAAUCCACCAUCCUUCUGCUAAGUUUCAAGCUGCUCUCUCUCAGAUUCAUCUCUUCCAAAACUCAUCUGAUUCUCAAUCUCUUCACGCCUCGUUACUCAACCUCUCUGAGCUUUACCAUUCCCUUCACCAACUCAAUCACUCUCUUCCCACAGCUCAAGCUGAACAUUCUCUUGACGUGUCAGCCACGUUACUAGACUCUUGCGACGCAGCGAGAAACCUAGUUCUCACUCUCAGAGAGCAUCUCCUUAAUCUUCAGUCUGCAUUGAGAAGAAAAGACAAAUCCAUGGAAGUUCAGAUCAAAGAGUACUUUUCCUUUAGGAAGAAGAUCAAGAAAGAGACUAACAAGCUUCUUCUUGGCCUCAAGAAGAAGUUGGAUGACUCUGAGACAACCGAGCUCUCUGUCUCCAUCUUCCGCUCUCUUUUCAUGUUCCUGUCCACAACAUCAACAAUGAAGACAAAGACAUGUUCUCUCAAAUUCGUCUCCAGGCUGAUCAGUGGUGGUCACCGAUCGUCAUCGUCGAUAAUGAGCGAGUUGCAGAACUUGGAUGCAGUUCUACGUUCAGAUGGGGAUAACUCCAAGGAAAUUAAGAAGAUGUUAGAGAGAUUAGAGGAAAGAACAGAGGAACUUGAGACUGCACUUGAUUCUCUUUUCAAGUCACUUGUCCAAUAUAGAGUUUAUUUGCUUAACAUUCUUACAACACACUCUUAGUUUAGUUAGUCUCUAAUUGUACACAAAACAUAUUAUAGUUAUAGAUACAGAUUCUUGUAGUGAAGAAUUUAAUAUAAAUCAGCAAAUUAUAGCUACAUAAUUCAAACACUUCUUAAUUACCAAAGAAACUUAUCUCAACAGAGCAAAGUUAGGGAAGGUACAAUAAGAACUUUGUAAGAUUUGUGUCCGUACUCUUACAUGUCAGCCUAGCAUUGGUAAAAGUCCCAUCCCUCGUGCACAUUAUUAUUUUUCUAAUUGAGUUUUGAUACCACCAAUGAUCAAGUCAUCAUCAUCAAGAUCUUUAAUUUCGGAUGAUCCAAUGAUUUAGUAAAUUGUUAAUCUCUUAAUGAAUAUUUAAAAAGGAGAGAGGAGUGGAUCUUUGAUUCCUCUUGUCCCCACACAUUGAUACAGCCAACUGUUCAAGGUUGCUACGAGGCCGACCCUAUUUCAAUUUUAUAUUGUACUUAAGUAAUCAUAUAAGACAAAAAUAAAUCUAACAAGUUUUAUUACGAAAAAUCGAAAAUCAUAAAUAAAUCAACUUUUGCAGCCUGGUUUAC